This is a messenger RNA of Entamoeba histolytica HM-1:IMSS, 630 nucleotides long. RefSeq lists its product as uncharacterized. Gene Ontology annotation, molecular function: GTP binding; GTPase activity. Bases 1 to 630 code for a protein of 209 amino acids. NCBI's taxonomy places the organism in Eukaryota, Evosea, Mastigamoebida, Endamoebidae. The record is from RefSeq and is a predicted model, not a curated record. The transcript has a single exon.
AUGGAAAAUAUUCAACAAUAUGAUUAUGACUAUCUUAUUAAAGUCAGUAUUAUUGGAGACAGAGGAACUGGAAAGACAUGUCUUUCUGAGAGAAUUGUUAAUGAUCAGUUUAUGUCAACAUAUCUUCCACCCACUGGACUUGACUUUAAAACUAAAUUUUAUUCUUUUGAAACUAAAAAGAUAAGAACUUGCUUCUGGGAAAUUUGCUAUUCUAAUCGGUAUUGUCCUACUGGGAUUGAAGUAAAAGGAUCAAGUAUAAUAUUAUUUAUCUUUGACUUGACUAAUUCAGAGUCUUUUGAGUCAUUAAAAUAUUACUAUAAUAGAUUCUGUCAACAAUUUCCUCUUCUUCCUCCUAUCUUUUGUGUUGGAACAAAAUCAGAUCUUCCUCCUACUGUCAGUGAACGUCAAAUUCUUAAACAACUUAAAAAAAUGAAUUAUCCACCAUUAUAUUAUUGUUCUUCUCAAACUGGCUCUGCUUGUAAGGAUAUUGAAUCUGACAUUAUUAAAGUCCUAUCAAAUAUAAUUAAACUACAAUAUCAACUUUCAUAUCGUGAUGACUUACCUCCAUCUCCAUCUCAGCACCAACCAAAUCCUCAUUCCUGUUCAUCGAAAAAAUGCUGUUUAUCUUAG